GGGGACAACAUGCCAGGCAAGCGGCAACCCUGAACAUCGGGAGUCAGCUAUCACAGAGGCUGGCAGCUGGCUGGUUUCAGCUCUGUAGACUGCAGAACACAGAAGAUGGCCUUCAUUGCAGCUCUGGGGCUCUUGAUGGCUGGGAUCUGCCCUGCUGUCCUCUGCUUCCCAGAUGGCACGUUGGGAAUGGAUGCUGCAGUCCAAGAAGACCAUGACAAUGGGACACAACUGGACAGUCUCACAUUGGCCUCCAUCAACACUGACUUUGCCUUCAGCCUCUACAAGGAGCUGGUUUUGAAGAAUCCAGAUAAAAAUAUUGUCUUCUCCCCACUUAGCAUCUCAGCGGCCUUGGCCGUCAUGUCCCUGGGAGCAAAGGGCAACACCCUGGAAGAGAUUCUAGAAGGUCUCAAGUUCAAUCUUACAGAGACCUCUGAGGCAGACAUCCACCAGGGCUUUGGGCACCUCCUACAGAGGCUCAACCAGCCAAAGGACCAGGUACAGAUCAGCACGGGUAGUGCCCUGUUUAUUGAAAAGCGCCAGCAGAUCCUGACAGAAUUCCAGGAGAAGGCAAGGGCUCUGUACCAGGCUGAGGCCUUCACAGCAGACUUCCAGCAGCCUCGUCAGGCCAAAAAGCUCAUCAAUGACUAUGUGAGGAAACAGACCCAGGGGAUGAUCAAGGAACUGGUCUCAGACCUGGAUAAAAGGACAUUGAUGGUGCUGGUGAAUUAUAUCUACUUUAAAGCCAAAUGGAAGGUGCCCUUUGACCCUCUUGACACGUUCAAGUCUGAGUUCUACGCGGGCAAGAGGAGGCCCGUGAUAGUGCCCAUGAUGAGCAUGGAGGACCUGACCACACCCUACUUCCGAGAUGAGGAGCUUUUCUGCACUGUGGUGGAGCUGAAGUACACAGGAAAUGCCAGUGCCAUGUUCAUCCUCCCUGACCAGGGCAAGAUGCAGCAGGUGGAAGCCAGCUUGCAACCAGAGACCCUGAGGAAGUGGAAGAAUUCUCUGAAACCCAGGAUGAUAGAUGAGCUCCACCUGCCCAAGUUCUCCAUCUCCACCGACUACAGCCUGGAGGAUGUCCUUUCAAAGCUGGGCAUCAGGGAAGUCUUCUCCACACAGGCUGACCUGUCUGCAAUCACAGGAACCAAGGAUCUGAGAGUCUCUCAGGUGGUCCACAAGGCUGUGCUGGACGUGGCUGAGACAGGCACAGAAGCAGCUGCUGCCACUGGAGUCAAAUUUGUCCCAAUGUCUGCGAAACUGUACCCUCUGACUGUAUAUUUCAAUCGGCCUUUCCUGAUAAUGAUCUUUGACACAGAAACUGAAAUUGCCCCCUUUAUAGCCAAGAUAGCCAACCCCAAAUGAGACUAGAACUCCCCAAGUGUUGACGCUUCUUCCCGGGAGCCAGGCAUUGAGCCUGUCUGUGGGUCUCCAUGUGCAUUUUGGCUUCCAUGCUCUGCUUGGCCUUGGCAUGCCUGGAUUAGAUAGUGACUAACUGUGUUAUAACCUCAUGCACAGACAUCCCUGUGGGAAGUCAGUGCCAUGCUCCCAGACUUCUUGGUAGCACUAGCCCAUGUUCCUGAGCCUGAAAUUUGUCUUGUCCCCUACCCCUGCUCUCUCCCUGUAUCUGCCUCCACCCAAAAGCCUGGGCCCCAUCAAGUAAGCUCAGUCCCAGUUUAGACUCUGGUUAUGUCUCCCUUCAGCCUUGCUGUCUUGAUGGGACUGUGCAACCUUACAGGCCAACCCAUAUGGACCAAGAGGAAAGCUUGCUGCCCCGUGUCUAUCUGCAGCAUCUAGGACUACUUGGUGCCCAGUCUGCCUCACUCUUUCACUUCUCCAGGCUUUGCCUCCAGCACUGCCCCCCUGCAGGAUCUCCUCACUUUGUCCACAUCUGGCACAGAGUUAGAGCCCUCACUUCUGCAGCUGCAUGGGGCCUGUGGGUCAGAGCAGCUCCUUUCCCCUGGCACUCCUACUUAGAACAAAGUAGCCUUUCUUUUAGUUCCCAGCUGACCAACCUCACACAAAAGAGGAACACCACCAACCAGAAUAAAGAGGUAGGAGCAAAAGAUCAAUAAACAUAUAACUGCA
Messenger RNA from Mus musculus (house mouse), 2085 nucleotides. RefSeq names its product serine (or cysteine) peptidase inhibitor, clade A, member 3N (gene Serpina3n). Bases 106 to 1362 code for a protein of 418 amino acids. Gene Ontology annotation, cellular component: extracellular region. Lineage: Eukaryota; Metazoa; Chordata; Mammalia; Rodentia; Muridae. The record is from RefSeq and is marked validated. The transcript is spliced from 5 exons. Gene Ontology annotation, molecular function: serine-type endopeptidase inhibitor activity.